AUGAAUAGCAGAAACGGUGGUGGAGAUUCUAUAGGUUUUGACAAGGCAAUGAGACAUAAUUGGUCUCAACAUGCUAAAUACUUGAGCCAAGAUAAGAUUUUGAAAUCCAACUUCCUCAUCUCAUUGUCAACACAAAAACUUUCUGUUGAAGAAGCAAAGGCUGCAAUUGCAAGAUCAUUCUCUUGUAAAGUUCAGAAUGUUACAAAGGCACACAAUCCACAAGUCGAAAAGGCUUGGCAAGCUCUUUCCAACCUCAAGUUGUCUUCUAGAAGUUAUAUAAAACCUGCACCUACAUGGGAAGACCAAAAUUCUAAUGAAAAUCAUGUUGAACAUAGCAAUCCUGAUCAAACACUCAAUCCUUCUGCAACAGUUACCACUUCUGUCACUGAAACUAAAAGGGCUGAAACAUUGCAGAAUGGGGGUUAUGAGUCAUAUUCCACAAGUGCUUGUGGAAAUGAUAUAAGUGGCAUAAACAGGAAUCAUGCAAAAAAUUGGAGCCAUAUACAUGGGCUUCAGGAGAUUGAUGAUGAGGAUACUUUUCAGAAUUUGGAUGUGGAUCAAACACUUACUGAACACUUCCAAUCAUCCUGCAGAAUUCAGAAAUCAAUCUCAAAUUCUCCACCCUUCACCCCAGCUGCAAGUAAUAGUAUUGUAGCAUGUGAGGACAUAAGUUUACCUCCAGAACUGGAUAUAGACUGUGGUCAUGGUUUUAAGCUAGGAACUUGCCCAGAAGCUGCAACCCAUUUGCAAGAUAUGAAGGAUAUGCUUAUUUCCAUAUCAAAUGAUCUCAUUGACAAUGAUAAUGAAUUGAACUCUGAUCAAUUAGAGACUCUUCGUCAAGAUAGGCUGCAACUAAAAAAGCAAAUCCAACAGCUCAAACAAUAUUGUUCUUCUAUUUUGAUGGAUGAUGAAGGAUGCAAAUCAAAAUUUUCUGCAUAUUCAAGUGUUAGAGAUUUGAAGUAUCAAACACCAUUAGCAUUUACCUCAAGGGUUGAUCCUGUUAGACUUGAUGAUCAGUUUUACAUGCAUAAUAAAUGGGACCCACCAUCAAUAUCAUGUUCCUCAGUGGAUGACAAGAAAUGGAGCAAGAAAGAUUUUUCAUGGACCAAAAAGCUGGAGGCUAAUAACAAGAAAGUGUUUGGGAAUCAUUCAUUUCGUCCCAACCAAAGAGAAGUGAUUAAUGCAACAAUGAGUGGAAAUGAUGUUUUUGUCUUAAUGCCAACUGGAGGUGGAAAAAGUCUCACAUAUCAGCUACCUGCUCUUAUAUGUCCAGGUGUCACAUUGGUGAUCUCACCUCUUGUUUCUCUAAUCCAAGAUCAAAUAAUGCAUUUAUUGCAGGCAAAUAUACCUGCUGCUUAUUUAAGUUCAAAUAUGGAGUGGACCAAACAACAAGACAUUCUCAGAGAUCUUUGCUCAGGGCAUUGUAGUUACAAACUGUUAUAUGUCACUCCAGAAAAAGUAGCAAAAAGUGAUGCUUUAUUGAGACAAUUAGAGAAUUUAUAUGCACGAGAAUUGCUAGAUAGAAUCGUGAUUGAUGAAGCACAUUGUGUAAGCCAAUGGGGACAUGAUUUCAGACCAGAUUACCAGAGUCUAGGUAUUUUGAAACAGAAGUUUCCGAAUAUACCCCUGUUGGCAUUAACUGCUACUGCCACAGCCAGUGUCAAAGAAGAUGUCGUGCAGGCUCUUGGUCUUGUUGACUGUAUUAUUUUCAGACAAAGUUUCAACCGCCCAAAUUUAAGGUUUUCAGUUAUACCAAAAACGAAAAAAUGUAUGGAGGAUAUUGACAAGUUCAUUAAGGAGAAUCAUUUUGAUGAAUGUGGAAUCAUUUAUUGUCUUUCAAGGAUGGACUGUGAGAAAGUUGCUAAAAAGUUGCAGGAAUUUGGGCACAAAGCUGCAUUUUACCAUGCUAGUAUGGAUCCAGAUGAACGUGCAUCUAUUCAAAAGAUGUGGAGUAAAGAUGAGGUUAAUAUAAUAUGUGCAACUGUGGCAUUUGGAAUGGGUAUAAAUAAACCGGAUGUUCGAUUUGUCAUUCAUCAUUCUCUUCCUAAAUCCAUUGAAGGCUACCAUCAGGAAUGUGGGCGUGCAGGUAGAGAUGGACAACAUUCUUCUUGCAUACUGUAUUAUAGUUAUAGUGAUUAUAUUCGGGUCAAACAUAUGCUUAGUCAUGGAUCCAUAGAACAGAGUUCUUUUGCAUCUCGUUCAAGUACUUUAAAUUCUGGAAGAGUACUGGAAACAAAUACAGAGAACCUUUUGCGCAUGGUCAGUUACUGUGAGAACGAAGUUGAUUGUCGACGUUUUCUACAACUUGUUCAUUUUGGAGAAAAAUUCGAUCCUUUAAGCUGCAAGAAAACAUGUGAUAACUGUUCGAAGACGCAUACUCUCGUAGACAAAGAUGUUACGCAAAUAGCAAAACAUCUGGUUGAAUUAGUGAAAUCAGUCCGACAAGAGUUCUCAGGAACUUAUAUCUUGGAAGUCUACAAGGGUUCCAUGAACCAAAUUGUCAAGAAGAAUCAACACGAUACCUUAAGGUUACAUGGAGCUGGAAAAAAUGUAGCAAAAGGAGAAGCAUCACGUGUGCUACGUCAUCUUGUUAUCGAGGAGAUCCUUUUAGAGGAUAUUAAGAAAAGCGAUCUCUAUGGAUCUGUUUCAUCAAUUUUAAAAGUAAAUGAAAAGAAAGCGUGCAAUUUACUUGAAGGUCGGGAGACCAUAAUGUUAAGGUUUCCAUCCGUUGUUAAAGUAUCCAAGUCUACGACUACUACUCCAGCAAAGGGCUUCUUAACAUCAUCAAAACAAACUCCAUCAAGAUUAGAUACUCCUGUUCAAUCUCAACCAGAAGUAGACUCGAAUCUUUCAACUAAAUUGUAUGGUGCUUUGCGAGAGCUUCGAACUCUUCUUGUUAAGGAGGCAGGGGAAGGGGUGAUGGCAUAUCAUAUUUUUGGGAAUGCUACGUUGCAAAGUAUCAGCAGAAGGGUCCCUAGAACUAAAGAAGAGCUUCUUGAGAUUAAUGGCAUUGGCAAGGCAAAAGUAAGCAAGUAUGGGGAUAGAGUACUGGUGACCAUUGAGAUUACCCUCAAUGAGUACUAUAAUUCCAAUAUAAACCAACACAUCAGCAUCAAUGGUGAAAGUGAUAGCAUCAAUUCUCCAAAGAGAAUAGAUGCAAUAAAGAGUUGUUCAGGCCAUGAUGAUGACUUCGUUUAUAAGGAACCAGAUUCCACAAAUGGUCUUGAGAUUGUUGAUUAUCCUGAUGAUGAUGAAUCUACAUGGAGGCUUUGAGCAAUUCGUGUUGCUCUAUUAUGGUGUAUUUACUUUUUCUUCUUCGGUUGUUUUAUAAAUUAUCUACACUUUUUCUUGACCUGAUGUUUAAUUAUUUCUUUACUCUUUUUGCUAGAACUUUAGGUGUUUGGUUAUUCAAGGUAAAGAUUACUUUUAAUAUUCUGUGAAAAAAAGGGUGAAAACGUUUUUCA
Messenger RNA from Lactuca saligna, 3464 nucleotides. The record is from the annotation of a GenBank genome assembly. Lineage: Eukaryota; Viridiplantae; Streptophyta; Magnoliopsida; Asterales; Asteraceae.